UUUCCACCAGGUGAGAUGGGCCUAAAAAUCCGCUUAAAACCCCUCGGACAGCGCGCAGCUGCUCCCACGCUCUUUAAAGUAAUGCAGAAAGGCUUCGGCGGUGGGAUACCAAUGGAAGUCAAGAAAGCCGGAGAAGGCGACGCGGUCGGAGGCGAAGACAGCGCUGCCACCGGGCGAAACCCGAAGCAGAAGCCCCCAUUUAGGCCCGCGAAAGAUGACACCAAGCCACUCCUUCGCGACCCUAUACUGAGGUCAGACCCCAUGGAGAGCGAGCGAGCCGUGCUUCGUCUUCCUCCAUUUCCACGCACCAACUCCCAGUUCUGAUUGGCCUGCUGAUCUUGCGGUCAAGUUGCUCGUUAUGAAAGAAACCAUGUAUGGAACAAAGAUUCUUCAGGAUCAUAAUAGAUUGAUGCAGUAAGACUCAUAUGCAUGUCAGAGAAAGGUCUACAAGAGAACUUUGGAGACAUGCGGGUUGUCGUAAGAUUGUGGCUUGUCGUGCACUGUCAUUCUAGAUGUAUUUAAAAAAGACUUUGACAUAGAACAUCAGAUUUCCUUAAUAUGUGAUGCUAUAACCCUCUAAAGUUGUUUAUGGUUCUAAUUAUUUCCUUUAUGUAAGCGAUGAUCAAGCAACUCUGUCAUUUUCUGCCGCAGUCCUAAACCAAGGUUGUAGCUACCUUUCA
This is a messenger RNA of Phoenix dactylifera (date palm), 680 nucleotides long. RefSeq lists its product as uncharacterized. The record is from RefSeq and is a predicted model, not a curated record. NCBI's taxonomy places the organism in Eukaryota, Viridiplantae, Streptophyta, Magnoliopsida, Arecales, Arecaceae.